AUGGCAUCUACAAAAUUAUUAUUAAUCGUCCUCAUCUGCUUGAUUCCAAGUGCCUUCUCAUUCUGGUCAGGUUGUCCUAAUGGUCGACUUCCAUUGAAUGUUCGCUCUGAUUUAUGCAAUUCUGAACGAUGCGUUGUUACUCGCGGUGAGAGAAUUAUCAUGGAAAUCACAUUAGACUUUUUAGAAGCACAUCCAACACUUCGUCCAAGAGCUACAAUGUUCUUUUUGGGAGUUGGAAUUCAAGUUCCUGAUGUUCCUGGCCAUGAUGAUGUAUGCCCACAUCUCUUCUCCGACGGAGUCUUCCAAGGUUGUCCAACAACUCCAGCAAGAGUUUACGACUGGGUCAUUGAUAUGACUGUACCAGCUACACUCCCAGCUUUCCAGAAUGGAAGAAUGCGUGUUGAAAUUCUUGAUGGAACACGAGUGGUCAGCUGCUUUGAAGCUGUUGUCCAAAGUGCAUUCUCAUUUUGGACAAGCUGUGCAGUCGGACGUGCACCGAUCAGUGUAACAUCUCCACAAUGUGAAUCUGGAUCACAAAGAUGUGUACUUACUCGUGGUGAUCCACUCCAAAUGGAUAUUACAAUGGAUUUCUUAGAGUCACAUCCAGCAUUAAUUACGAGAGUUACAAUGCUUGUUUUGGGAAUAUGGAUUAAUAUUCCAAAUAUUCCAGAGUACGAGAAUGUAUGUCAAUUCCUUUACUCCGAUGGAGUAUUAACAGGCUGUCCAACUGUUCCUGGUACAAUUUAUACCUGGAAAAUGAAUGUUAACAUUCCAACGUCAGUUCCAGCUGUGCAAAAUGGACGAAUUCGUCUUGAAGCUAUGGAUGGAAAUAAUAUUGCUACAUGUUUUGAAAUUAUUGGGACAUUGUUUUAAAUUGUAUAAAAAUUAUGUGAAAUUAAAUUUUAAGUGAUGUGAUUUAAAA
This is a messenger RNA of Chironomus riparius, 922 nucleotides long. The record is from the annotation of a GenBank genome assembly. Lineage: Eukaryota; Metazoa; Arthropoda; Insecta; Diptera; Chironomidae.